AGCGGAUCGCGGGAGGCCAUUUUAGGUCCCUGUGGGGCAGCCGCGAGUCCGAUUUGGCUCGGUCGCGAGCACCCGGGCUGAAUCGGAAGUAGCUACCUUCGGGGGCUGAGGCCUGGGUUUCGCGGCAGGUGGCCGGUUCCCGGGACCCGGGUAUGUUGGGGCCGCGGACCCCCAUCUCCCUGUGGCGCCCCCAGCUGAAGAAGUACUGUUAAGUCCUGGAAAUAGCAGCUCCUUAUCAUGGCCAGCAGCCCUGAUGAAGAUCCAGGAGAGAACAGAAUUGUAUAUGUGAAAGGGGACCUUUUUGCAUGCCCCCAAACAGACUCAUUGGCACACUGCAUCAGUGAGGAUUGUCGAAUGGGUGCUGGGAUAGCUGUUCUCUUCAAAAAGAAGUUUGGAGGGGUGCAAGAGCUCUUGAAUCAACAAAAGAAAUCUGGAGAAGUGGCAGUGCUAAAGAGAGAUGAAAGAUAUAUAUACUACCUGAUUACAAAGAAGAGGGCUUCUCACAAGCCAACUUAUGAGAACUUGCAAAAGAGUUUAGAGGCCAUGAAAACCCAUUGUCUGAAGAAUGGGGUCACUGACCUCUCCAUGCCUAGGAUUGGAUGUGGUCUUGACCGCCUACAGUGGGAGAAAGUGUCUGCAAUGAUUGAAGAGGUGUUUGAGGGCACAGACAUCAGGAUUACUGUAUAUACUCUCUGAAAAGAUGGUCCUUGUGGAUGUGUCCAUGUCUCUCAUCUCACCCCCACCGAUCCCAGAGAACUGGGACAAGAGAUGUUAAAUUGCAGGGAAAAGUUUUAUUUGAAGUAGUCUAU
Messenger RNA from Gracilinanus agilis (Agile Gracile Mouse Opossum), 809 nucleotides. RefSeq names its product O-acyl-ADP-ribose deacylase 1 (gene OARD1). NCBI's taxonomy places the organism in Eukaryota, Metazoa, Chordata, Mammalia, Didelphimorphia, Didelphidae. Gene Ontology annotation, biological process: peptidyl-glutamate ADP-deribosylation. The coding region runs from base 238 to 696 and encodes 152 amino acids. The transcript has 6 exons. The record is from RefSeq and is a predicted model, not a curated record.